CAUCUGCAACGAGCCGCGUUUGUUGACCAGGGAAUUGUUUAUAAAGCCGAGCUUUGGUGCAACCUUUGAUCGACCACUUCUUGGCGUACAUAUCGUAUCACGGCAAUUGGGCUGUUUCCCUAUUCUUGGUGUCGACAAGCUGACAAGUCCGUGCUGAGCUGGGCGAUCUUGAGCUGCUAUGACUCCAGCUGGAUCACGAUUUCGCGCUUGGGGAUCAUCAAUACACUGACGUAUACUGGUAGUGAGCUGAGGGUCUCUGCAUUUGCAUAUCUGUUGAUCAAGACGAAACUAGAAUAACCGCCAAGGAAGCAAAGGGCUGCCAAGUAUCCAGACCCCUCAUGGCGCUGCUGUGCUCUCAAUGGAGUGGCAGACAAUGACCGAAUGUUCCUUGGAGAACCAAAACUCGAUAUUCCCUUCCAUCUCCGAGCACUUCCAGUCAUCGCCGCUGUGUGCAUGGUCCGAUUCACUUCCAAUCUCGACAUGAACGCCUCGCACUAUCGCUGGUGUAGGUUGGACAUGACAGUAGCACAACCGCCGUGGACUCACAUACGUCUUGACACGAUAAUGACCAAAUCUACAGUCCCCCAAGGCUCUCUGAGCACCGUUACUAUAGUCGAAUAUCAUACCCUUGCAUUCAAAGUUCUCGUCUUCUACGACCUUAAUGCCAGUCACGUCUUUUAAUGGCGCCACUGAAAGAUACAUAUGCUCGAACAUUAGAUGAAGAAGAGGAUCCAUAUUCGGCCAGCGGUUGUUGAACGGCGGUAGGCUAUCACGGUGCUGCUUCCGCGGAUAUGUUCCGAAUACAGUAGCUGGUCCGACAUCUGCAACAUUGUGAAUGAGCAGUUCUGGGCUUGACUGGCUGAGAACAAUAUCUCUGUGCUGCCUAAGAUGGCAUGGGCCAACAUACACAUCCCCGGCUAGCUUUGUACGAAUCUAUCUUCAUUAGUACUGUGAAGUCAGUCACCAAGGGGAAAUGAGUACCAUGAAAAAGGGCUUCUGCGUUGUAGCCCCUCCUCCUUCAACUUUCAACCGCAUCGCGAUCGAGGUGAUUUCUUCAUCUCUGGGCAUCGGUAGGUAUAUCCAGACGACACUUUCCUGUCUUUUCACAGGAAGCCGGUCGAAUGUUUUCGUUGCACAAGGUCUCGCAUGUGUAUGCGCGUGUAUUGCGUAGAGCUUACUGAAAGAGAAGAAAAACGUGAGGCCCGUUACACUGCGUAGGUUGGUGGUCUUGAAUUGCAUGGAUGGUGUCACGCGGCCGUAAAAGUCGCAGUCCUCAAUACCAGGGGGUUUGGGGGUGUCCCAGAUGUGAAACCCCAACAGAGAUGCAGGGAGCUCAAGCCGCAACACAUGACACUAGGUGUACUGGGUCAGUUCAGAUCAUUGCAAUAUCCAGAGCAACCUCAUCACCUUCAGUACAGCCACAACAUCCUGAAAGCAUAUCGCAGGCGAGAUUACAAAUGCCUCCCUGUCCGAACGUUGGGGUUCGUAUGAUGAUUUUGACAGCCUUUCUAUCUUUCGUAUUCCCCUGUGAUCAAGAGUCAAGCGUACUACUGGCGGGCAGUUGCUUGAUAACACAGCAGCGCAAUCUCCUCGUGUCCAGGAUAGGAUAUUACACAAAGGUAUCGAAGUAACUGGUGGAGCGGUAUCGGACUGUAAGCGGGACAACUCCCGAGCUAUGCUGAGAACAUGGAUGUAGCGC
This is a messenger RNA of Fusarium odoratissimum NRRL 54006, 1699 nucleotides long. RefSeq lists its product as uncharacterized. The transcript has a single exon. NCBI's taxonomy places the organism in Eukaryota, Fungi, Ascomycota, Sordariomycetes, Hypocreales, Nectriaceae. Bases 1242 to 1631 code for a protein of 129 amino acids. The record is from RefSeq and is a predicted model, not a curated record.